GCCCGGGGGUGCUUCCCGGGGCUCCCUGGCGUGAGUCACCGCGGGCAGGGCUGGCUGCAGCGCAUUCUUCCGCGGGGCCGGCCUGCGAGACGGUGCGGGCGAGCGCCCGCGCAGGGCGGGACCUCGAGUCACCCCACGGGGCUGGACAGCUGGGGCAUCGGGGGCAACAGGAGCGCGGGCUUCUGAGAUGGGAGGGGACGGCCGGGGACCGGCCGGAGCGCGGACGUGCGGGUCCGGACGGCUGGGCUUGGGGAGGGUAUGGCCUGGGGCGCGCGGGGCGCGGGCGGGCGGGGUGGCCCAAGGGCCGGGGCGGGGCGGGGCGGGGAGGGGCAGCUAUAAAGGCCGCGCCGGGGCCACGAGGAGCAGAUCCGGCGCCGCCACCGCCCAAGCUGCCUCUCGCAUUGCCGCUCCCAGUCCUACGCCCGGCACGCCAUGAAGUCCCCCGACGAGGUGCUACGCGAGGGCGAGCUGGAGAAGCGCAGCGACAGCCUCUUCCAGCUAUGGAAGAAGAAGCGCGGCGUGCUCACCUCCGACCGCCUGAGCCUGUUCCCCGCCAGCCCCCGCGCGCGCCCCAAGGAGCUGCGCUUCCACUCCAUCCUCAAGGUGGACUGCGUGGAGCGCACCGGCAAGUACGUGUACUUCACCAUCGUCACCACGGACCACAAGGAGAUCGACUUCCGCUGCGCGGGCGAGAGCUGCUGGAACGCGGCCAUCGCGCUGGCGCUCAUCGAUUUCCAGAACCGCCGCGCCCUGCAGGACUUUCGCAGCCGCCAGGAACGCACCGCACCCGCCGCGCUCGCCGCACCCGCCGAGGCCGCCGAGGCCGCCGUGGCCGCCGCACCCUCCGAGCCCUCCGGGCCAUCUCCGCAGCCCAAGCCCCGCACGCCAUGAGCCCGCCGCUGGCCAUACGCUGGACGAGUCGGACCGAGGCCAGGACGUGGCCGGCGCUCUCCAGCUCCGCAGCAGCAGAACUUCCCGUGCGCGCGGAUCCUUGCUCCGUUGCACGGGCGCCUUAAGUUAUUGGACUAUCUAAUAUCUAUGUAUUUAUUUCACUGGUUCUUUGUAGUCACAUAUUUUAUAGUCUUAAUAUCUUGUUUUUGCAUCACUGUGCCCAUUGCAAAUAAAUCACUUGGCCAGUUUGCUUUUCUACCAUUCGGCUGUGGCUCAGUGAGGUUCCUGCUGGGAGGGUGGAGGCCCAGGAAUGGGUGGGCAGGACACCCUCAUCCAGUCCUGCGGGGCUGGCGUGAAAGGCGCUGGGAACCGGCUUUGAAUGAAUAAAUGAAUCGUGUCAUCUGC
Molecule: messenger RNA, 1296 nt
Organism: Rhinopithecus roxellana (golden snub-nosed monkey)
Lineage: Eukaryota; Metazoa; Chordata; Mammalia; Primates; Cercopithecidae
Gene: PHLDA2
Product: pleckstrin homology like domain family A member 2
Exons: 2
Coding region: 433-891 (152 amino acids)
Biological process (GO): placenta development; positive regulation of apoptotic process
Molecular function (GO): phosphatidylinositol phosphate binding
Source: RefSeq, a predicted model, not a curated record